AUGGCGUGCACUACUACUACAUGUACUAGACUCUGGCUCUGUCUGGUACUCGUCCUAUGCUACUGCUAUUUCCCAGUCAUGAGUCAAGACACGGCCACCGCUCCCGCGCGUGAUGUCUUUGACUUGUUGGAUGCCAAUCGCGAUGGUCGCAUGGAUCGAGCGGAAUUUAAUCAAGCGUUGGAUCAAUUUGAAGAUUUUUUGCGUCAUCAUCCUCAGACGGCAUCAAAGAGUUGGUUUCACGGGUCGCAUACGACAGAUCUGCCCUUUUGGAAUGGAUUCACCAGUGCCGUGGCCAUGAUUGUCGCGACGGAAAUUGGCGACAAGACGUUUUUUAUUGCGGCCGUCCUGAGUAUGAAGAAUGAUCGACGUGCUAUUUUUGGAGGUGCCAUUUUGGCAUUGAUUGUCAUGACAAUCCUCAGUACCGUCAUGGGAUUGGUCUUGCCGGCAUUUAUGGAUCGCAAAUACACACAUUUGCUGGCGGGAGUACUCUUUGGAUAUUUUGGAUUGCGAUUGUUGUACGAAUCCCAAAGCAUGGCCGCCCAUAAAGUCAGUGAGGAAUUGGAAGAAGUCGAAGGAGAAUUGCUGCAUACACGCAACAAGAAAAGUGAAGGAGAUGGAAUUGAUGGUAGUAUUGAUAAUGAAUCUUCCUGUCCCAGUGGAGGGGACGAUACCGAAGGAAAUUCCACCGAUCCCGAACGAGGAAUGAGCAAAAAGAGGGUCAAAAAUAAGAGUCGUCGACAACCAUGGCACAUGCUAGUCUUUCAAUCCUUCAUGCUCACGUUCGUCGCCGAAUGGGGCGAUCGCAGCCAAAUUGCGACCAUUGCUCUGGCGGCCGCCAAAAAUCCAUACGGUGUCACCAUUGGAGGCUGUCUUGGGCAUUCUCUCUGCACCGGUCUUGCCGUCAUGGGAGGACGCAUGUUGGCCGCACGGAUCAGCGAAAAAACUGUCAGUCAAUGGGGAGGUGUCCUCUUUCUCUUGUUUGGCAUUCAUUCACUCUUUUUUGAGUCAUAA
Seminavis robusta is the source of this 1011-nucleotide messenger RNA. The record is from the annotation of a GenBank genome assembly. Lineage: Eukaryota; Bacillariophyta; Bacillariophyceae; Naviculales; Naviculaceae.